UAUCUAGAUACAAAAUUAAAAAAAUGUAUCAAAUAAAUGAAAAACAAUAAUAUUAAAACAAAAUGAGAGAUAAACAACGCAAAAAAAGGAAAGAGUGAAUGAGAUGACAUGAGGGAUUAUGAAUGAAUGGAGAGAUGGUUGAUGUAAAAGUUGAACUUAAGUUAACAAGAGAAUCAAUAAAUAAAAAAGACUACAAAGCUGCAUUGGUUCACUGCAAAAAUAUUUUGAAACAUGACAAGGAGAAUUAUAAUGCUUUGGUCUUUUUUGGUGUUAGUGCUACAGAGUUAAAAGAGUUUGAACAAGCAAGAAAAGCUUAUGAUAAAGCUAUUACUAUUAAUGACAAAUUACCACUUGCUUGGCAGGGUUUGAGUUCUUGUCUGGAGAAAUCACAAAAUGCUGAGUGGAAGCAAGCAUUGAUUGACUCAUAUUUUGUACUUUUAAAUAAUCAUAUUAGUGAAAAUCAAAAGUGGAUUGAAACAUGUUGCAAACUUUGUGAUGUUUUGAAAGAUUUAAAUAGGUUGGAAGAGGCUGUUGAAUGGAUCAAAAAGAUAGUUCAAAAAUGUUCAAAUGUGAAUGAUGUUGUGGCGUAUUGGCAUAACAUAAUUAAAAUUAUUAGUGAUAUAGGGUUAGCAACUGGAUUUUCCAAGAACUAUAUUAGUGAGAUUAUGAAUGCUUACCAACAUCUAUUUGAACUAUCUGAUAUUCCAGUAGAUGUAAUGGAAAAUACUUGUGCAAAUUAUUUGGAUUUUUUAACUAAAGUUGAUGUUGAAGUAUCUUUAUCUAAUAUAAUAAUGCAAACAAAAAAGUUUCAUCACAAGUUUCCAAACAAUACCAAAAUAUUUGAGUUUCUCUUCAAAUUUUUGUUAUAUGAGAAUUUAGAAAAUUCAUUUGAUUUAAAAUCGCAAAAUUUCGAAAAUUUUGAGUUUCAUGCGGAAAGGGCAAAUCCUGAAACAAAAUGUUUAGUUUUUGCUGUGACUGAAUUUGCUGGGGGAAAUGUUCAAGCUGCCAUGAAGCUUCUUUUGGAUUCUGCCUAUACUAUUAACAGCCCACUUUUAUGGUACUAUGUUUGCAUUGGUCAACAGAAGUUACACCAGAAUGCUACAAUAUCAAAGAGUAUUGGAAAUUGUUAUAGUGCUUUAUCUCAAGUUUCAUUCCAGGAGAUAAAAGUUACUGUUAAAAAAAUGUUAUUUGAAAUAGAAGCAGAGUUAUACCUGGAGCAAGAGUCACUCAAUGAAAUUUAUUCUAAAGAAAUUCUUGAAAAGACCUGCAAUCUUCAGCUCAAUAAUUACCAGAUAAUUGUAAAAGCACAUAUUUAUUUCCAACUUGGUAAUCAACAAAAGUGUAAUGAAAUUUUGGACGGUUUGGAUAAAAACAUGUUUGACGUAAAAACCAACAGCAGAUACUUGUAUUUAAAGGCAUGCAUAAGCAUUAAUGAAAAUAAACUUUUAGAUGCAGAAUUAAGAUUGUAUGAAGCUCUUGGUCUUUUUGCUAAUUCUAAAUGUCAUUAUACUCUUGCGAAGGUGUAUUGGAAGCUUGGAAAAAGUGAACAUCAGUAUUUCCCUAAAGCCUAUUCUAGUUUAAUGAAGGCAGCCAUGCUUGAUUCAUACUUUGCAUCUACAUUUGUUUACCUUGGAAUAUAUCAACGAGAUUUUGUCAAAGAUAAAAUGAAAGCUUUAAAGUGCUUUGAAAAAGCUUUCACUUUAAAUCGCUCUCAUAAAGAAGCUGGAGGCAACCUAAGUGAUUUGUAUUUGGAACUUGAGAUGGAGGAAAAAGCAAUAAAUGUAUAUGAAACUGUUAUAUCCAAUGGAGAAACUGGACAGAUCAGCUGGGCGUGUGUGAGAUGUGGUCUUAUUUACUUAAAGUUAAAGAAUUUUGAUAAAGCUAUAAUAUGCUUCCAAAAAGCCUUAAGAGAGCAAUCAAAUAUAAGCCAUUAUUGGGAAUGUCUUGCAGAAGCUUAUUUUAACAAAGGGAGUUAUAUAUCUGCUUUAAAGUCAUUCAAAAAGUCACUUCAGUUAGACGAGUCUUCUGUAUACUCGAAGUACAUGGUUGCCAAAGUAAAUCAAAUGUUGAGUAUGUAUAAGGAAGCAGUUACUGCAUAUAAAGAGUUGCUUGAGAGUCAUCCUGAUUAUGUUCCUGCUCUUUUAGGCCUUGGAUUAACCUAUUUUCAUUUGGAAGAAGCUAUGCUGAGGAAUACCUUUGAUGGACAAGCUGUUCAAUAUGCUCAAAAUGUUGUUGACACUAUAUCUACUGCACUAAAGAAACAACCACAUUAUAGUUGUUUAUGGAAGACUGUAGGGGAUGCUCUUUCAGCAUUGUAUUUAGUAAAAGAAGAAAGGUGCAAGCUAGUUAUUCCAGAGUUUAUCCAAAAGAUGCUUGUUAUUAUGAUCAGUGAUCAUGCAACUAAGAAAGAUGUUCUCAUGAUUGCUAAAAGGUGUUAUGCUGCAGCAGUGAAAUUGCGUGAAGAUUGUGCAAGUUACUGGCAUGACUUGGCUAUCAUUACACAUCGUUAUUUUAUUUAUGUAGGUGAGCAAGAAAGCAACGAUGGUGUACAACAAAGUUUAGAUAUAGUAAAAAAAGCUUUAAGUCUUGAUCCCAAUAAUUCUACAAUUUGGAACACACUCGGUGUCAUCACAGGUUUUUCUGGUAAUGUUCAGAAAGUAUGUGGAUAUGCAAUUGAUGAUAAACAUAAUGCUGGCUUAAGUCAGCAUGCUUUUAUCAAAUCGUUGCAGUUAAACGAUCAGGAUGCAAUUGUUUGGGCAAACCUUGGAGUUUUAUAUCUAAAGCAUGAUAAAGUUCAAGCUGCUCAUGAAGCGUUCAAGCGCGCACAGGCUACUGAUCCCUCACUUCCACAAGCUUGGAUUGGACAAGCUUGCAUAGCAGAAACUAUUGCCGAUACUGACGCCAUGGAUUUGUUUAGGCAUGCACUUGAACUCAAGUUUCAUUGUGAAGCUGCUACAGCAUAUGGGCAGUCUGUCAUUCAGUUAUUGGAGAGCAAUAAAGAAAAGUCUAUCUUAUUGAGUACUUUUCCAAAACCUGAUUUAUCUCAUCUUUCUUUUUAUAUGCGCAAAGUUGUAUCUAAUGCUUCUGUUGCUUUAAUGAAGUAUACAGAUCGUAUUCAACACAAUGCAUUUGCUUUUAAUACCCUGGGUUUGUUACUUGAGCAAGAGUGUUUAUUUAAGCAAGCAGAAGAAGCGUAUUCAAGAGCACGUUUGUGUUCAAAUGAACCCACAUCAAAUGACCAAUCAGAACAACUAAGAAAUGUUUUACUAAAUCAAGCUCGAGUUCUCUGCAAUCUAUUGAAAUUUGAAGAUGCAAUAGAAAUAUACAAAAUUUGCAGCUUAAACUCUUCCUUAGAGCUGUGCCAGCUUGCUUAUGCUUACUACGCAACUUCUAAAUGGAAGGAGAGUGUUGAAACAUAUGAAAAAGCAUUAUUACUGUCAACAAAUAGCUAUGAAAAGGCAUGCAUACAUACUGCUCUUGGACAAGUAUUUUAUUUACUAAAAGAUGUUGAAACAGCGAAAUCACAGUUUUUAAAAAGCAUUCAGGUUGAUAACUCAUGUGAGUUUGGUGUAAUGGCACUUGCCUCGCUUGGUUUGCUUCUUGGUGAUGCAACUCUUGCAACAGUUUCUAUUUCUGAACUCUCAAAGCAUAAACAAGAUAGUGAGAAGUUUGAAAUCAAGAAAACAUUAUUAAUGUCUACUUUUUAUAUAUUCCAGGGGCAACUAAUUCCUGCUCAACGUCAAAUUUCUCGAGCAAUAAUUCGUUAUCCAAUGAACUCACUCUUAUGGUGUUCUCUGUCAACAUUUUUGAUCCAGCAUUAUCCCAGUAAAACUUUACUUGCAGAGCAAUGUUCAAAAAUAACAGAAAAUUUACCUCCUACUCAUAUGUCUUCGAUGUUGCAAGCUUUGGUUUCACUUGUUUUUCCGCGCAAUAAUGAUUCAUUAAAUGCAGUAAAAAGAUAUGUCCACAGCUACCCCCAUCAACCAGAGAGCUGGGCGUUGUUAGCUUCAACUUGUUUUUCACAUUGUGCGUCAUAUGAAAGUUAUAAUCACAAAAAGUUAGUUACAGGGUUAGCGCAUCUUGCAUUAACUAAAGUGGAUGAAAUAAAUCAAUCAAUGCAAUUAAAAACGAUCCAUAAUCGUUUGGAUGAAACUAAAAUGCGUGCAACUAUGACGAGACUAUACUAUUGGUUAAUGAAACUUUUUGUCGUCUCGCAUAUAUAUUAUGGUGAUGUUUUGCUCGCGCAGUCAUUCUGCAACCAAGUAAUAUCCUCUAUAAGUAAUGAUAAAAAUCUUUCUGAAGAUUUUAUAUUUUUAAAAGGUGUGAGUCUGUUGCAAGUAAAGCCAGGAAGCGACAACCAAUCUGGUUUAGAAAAUAUACGCUACUUGUCGACAAUUACGCAAAAUGCUGAACUGUGGCGGUGGAAAUUUCUUUCACAUUUGUACAAAUUUUAUCGAAUGCCGCUUGGGGCCGAGUUAUGCUACCAUGAAAUCAUCAAACUUAAUUUACGACACAACUGUUCAAACUUGUCAACUUUUCUUAACAUGUGUUUGCUUGCUCUUCAGACGUUUUAUAUUUCUAAAGAUAUUGAUUGGUUGAAUCGUGCUCAGCAAACUGUUGAUGAGCUGCUAAAGCUUACCGAAGUUGAUCCACAUGUAAUUUUCUCUCGAGCAAUGCUUUUCUACCUGCAGGGCAAUAAGAAGGCCGCAUUAAAGUAUGUGCAAAAGUUGACGUCCAUUGAAGACAAGUUUAUAAAAGAAACGCAACAACGCCUGUCGGUUGUGUGGAGUUAAUAUUUUUGUAUCAUAUGCAGUUCUUUAUUCGGUUUUUAAUAAUAAAAUGGCUUUAUAUUUUUGUAAAAUAAAAAAUUAGAAUCCUUGAUAAGAGGAGUUUGAUUUAACAUAAAUUGAUAUGAUAAUAUUUUUUAUUAACAA
Molecule: messenger RNA, 4934 nt
Organism: Hydra vulgaris (swiftwater hydra)
Lineage: Eukaryota; Metazoa; Cnidaria; Hydrozoa; Anthoathecata; Hydridae
Product: tetratricopeptide repeat protein 37
Cellular component (GO): Ski complex
Molecular function (GO): protein binding
Source: RefSeq, a predicted model, not a curated record